Molecule: messenger RNA, 825 nt
Organism: Vicia villosa (hairy vetch)
Lineage: Eukaryota; Viridiplantae; Streptophyta; Magnoliopsida; Fabales; Fabaceae
Exons: 1
Coding region: 1-825 (274 amino acids)
Source: RefSeq, a predicted model, not a curated record
AUGACAUCUGGGUUCUGUCUUGCCAGAAUUUCAACCUUGGAUGCUAGGAAGGCCCAAGGAAACUCCAACCUUGUUGUUGGUAUGUUCUAUGUCAAUAAUCAACCCUUGUUUGUGUUAGUAGAUUGUGGAGCAACAUAUUCGUUUAUUUCUAACCAUUGUGUGCGGAGACAUGGUUUUGAAGUAAGUCCUCUUCCUAAUCCUAUGGUUAUUUAUUCGGCUACUGACGAUGUAGUAGAGGCUCGAGAAGUUUGCAAGGAGUGUUAUGUUACUUUCAAUGAUCGUAGAUUCUUGAUUGACCUCAUUUGUCUACCGCUUAAGAAGAUUGAUGUAGUUUUGAGUAUGGAGUGGUUGUCAGCUAACUCGGUGUACAUCGGUUGCAAGGAGAAGGCUAUCUUUAUUCCUGCUGGGGAGACUGCUCCAAUUGAGGCCAUUGAACAUCUUCUUGAAGGUACGGUUAACAUGAUCAAUUACCUUUUUGCUCAAGAGAAGUCUUUUCUUUGGUUUUUUACGCCGUACUCCAAAGACAAGAAGAGUGUAUUAGAAAUUCCGGUAGUGUGUGAUUUUCCUGAUGUCUUUUCGGAGGAUGUCACUUCUCUUCCACCGGAAAGGGAGGUUGAAUUCUCCAUCGAACUUGUUCCGGGUACCCCUCCAGUUUCAAUCGCCUCGUAUCGGAUGUCUCCUGCAGAAUUAAGGGAAUUGAAGAGUCAACUAGAAGAGUUGUUGGCAAAACACUUCAUUCGUCCCAAUGUUUCUCCAUGGGGAGCCCCAGUUUUGUUAGUAAAUAAGAAGGACGGUAGUAUGCGAUUGUGUAUCGACUAUCGCUAG